Messenger RNA from Cydia splendana, 1122 nucleotides. Its product is annotated as C-type mannose receptor 2-like. The transcript is spliced from 6 exons. The record is from RefSeq and is a predicted model, not a curated record. Gene Ontology annotation, molecular function: signaling receptor activity. NCBI's taxonomy places the organism in Eukaryota, Metazoa, Arthropoda, Insecta, Lepidoptera, Tortricidae. The coding region runs from base 15 to 923 and encodes 302 amino acids.
UCAAUAGCGUCAACAUGUUACAGUUCUUAUUUUUAUGUGUUAUUUUAUCUGUGGGCCAGCAUCAUGUGGCUGCUGUCCUUGAUCCUGGCUACGAGUUCGUGCAAGAAGCGGAUGCAUGGCUGCGUCUCCACAUGGUGCCCGCUGUAUGGUCGGAUGCUCGACUUCGCUGUCAACUCGAAGGUGGUGUCCUCGCCUCUCCCUCGACCGAUGCUAUAACUCAAGCCAUGUUGAUCCAAAUGAUACGUCAUAAGGUGACGUCACGGAAUAUGUUCACAGGGAUACAUGCUCUCAACUUUGAUCUUGACUUUACUUUACUUAUGGUAAUGCCUUUAUCAAAGAUUAAUCUUGACUGGGCUCCAAACGAACCUAAUGAUGAUAAUGAAGAGGAGCAGAAAUGCGUAGUCCUCAACGGAGCCGGUCAAGUGGCUGAUGUCAGCUGCCACGUCAAACAUCCAUACUUCUGCAAAAAAGAAAGUGGCGUUAUGAACGCCACAUCUGAUUGCCCUACCACAGAUAAAGGGUACAAAUACGAGCCUCUCACCGGCAGCUGCUACAAGUUCCACCGUUUCGCCCAGCGCUGGAACCGCGCGGCCAGAGUCUGCCACGCUGAAGGAGGACAUCUGGCCAUCAUCAACAGCAAAAUUGAAGCUAAAGUACUUAAACAUAUCUUCGAGAAGAACCCUGUUGAAACUAUUGUCGAGGCAAAACAUGCUGACGUCGCCUUGAUUGGCGUUUGGAAAUGGGAGGAUGAUGAUGGCGAGUGGAGUACUAUACGUGGUGAAACGCUGGAAAAAGCCGGAUUCGCACAGUGGAGUGAACCGCUCGACCGUCAUUCAACCUACGGCGCCAUACAGCGCAGUGGCUUGCUGGACGCCGUUAGGAAGUAUGAUAGAGACCCGUUCAUCUGCGAAAUUAAGCUGUAAAUAACUUUAUCGGAAAACAAUUUUUUUUAUAUAUAUUUUUAAGGAGAAUCACAGUUCGAACUAGCCCCAACCUAAGACUAAGCAAACCGUUAACUAUGGGUACUAGUCGACAAUAAUAGUAGAACAUAGUUUAAUAUCCAUAAAUAAGGAACAAUCGCGAUAAACACACAAAUAAAAUAAAUGCCCUUACCGUGAUUCG